Messenger RNA from Clonostachys rhizophaga, 1275 nucleotides. Lineage: Eukaryota; Fungi; Ascomycota; Sordariomycetes; Hypocreales; Bionectriaceae. The record is from the annotation of a GenBank genome assembly.
AUGCCCCACCUUCCAACCGUCGACGACGGCUCGAAGCAGGAACUUGUCUUUCCUCCCGUCACCAAAGACCAUAUUCAAAACUGCUCUUAUAAUGAGUGGUUUCCAAAGUAUAGGAGCUCAUGUAUAAAGUCGAGGAUAAUCCCUCUGUCGGCUGAUUUCGUGUCUUAUCUCAAUGAAGACGGCAUCGUCCUAGCCGACGACGAAGACGCCGGGCAAACAGAGGAGGAAGAGGAAUGGGCUACUACCACCAAUACUUCAUCACGAGUGCGUGAGAUUGAAUCAGACGAUGAAGAUGAAGAGGAUGAACCAGACAGGCUUCCGCCCAACCAAAGGUUUCCUGAAAUACAUCAACUGAUCAAAUCCAAGAUCACCGAGCUGGGUGGCGCCGUCGUACCCAAACUGAACUGGUCCUCUCCCAAGGACGCCAAAUGGAUCUCGCCUCAUCAAAACACACUCAAGUGUACAUCACCAAAUGACAUUUACCUGCUGCUCAAGUCCUCAUCAUUUAUCUCCCAUGACCUCCAUCAUGCUUUCGAUGGAUGCACCUCCACUCCACCAACCCGUCCCUACGCUCCCGUCCUCGUCCUUCGCCCCUUUUUCAAUCCCCAUGUCGCCCUAGAGUUCCGCUGUUUUGUCAAACACCGGUCUCUCAUCGCCAUCACCCAGCGUGAUCUCAACUACUACUCUUUUCUCAACGGCCUCAAGAGCAACUUGACCCGCAAGAUCAAGGCCUUCUUCGACAACACCCUCCGCUUCACGUUCCCAGACGCCAGCUUCGCUUUUGACGUCUAUGUGCCCGAGAGUGCCUUUGAGGACGACGGCUUGGGCAAGGUGCGCCUCAUUGACAUCAACCCAUGGGCUCCACGCACCGAUAGCCUGCUCUUCGAUUGGCAGGAGCUGCUUGAAUGGGAGGUGGCCAACCCCCUAUACGGCUCCCCUAGCACGGCAGAUGCGGACGGAGAGCUUCCAUCUGAGAGCGGCGAAGACACCACAGCCACAUCUGAGACCGAUGAGGACGGGGCCGCAGAUGGUGGUGUAGUGCGAAUAAGAUUCAAGCCCGGUGAAGAGCCCGAGUUCAGGAUCAUUGAGCGGGACGACCCUGCAGCCUUUAACUUCAGUUCAUCGCAAUAUUCUGCACACAAACUUCCGAAAGAGGUGGUCGAUGCCAGUCUUUCUGGUGAGGGUGGAAUCCGGGAGUUUGCUCAGCAAUGGAAGGAGUUGACUGAGGGGAGGGCAGACGGUAUCUGGGAGCAGGCUGCAGGUCUCAACAAGUAG